GAGUAACCGUUGGCUGGUCUUGGUCUCUCGGUCGUCGGCGACGCCGUCUGUCUCUCUGGCCUUCCGUCCCUCUCUGUCGCCCCGGCCUGGCGUGUUUAUAAUUUGAUUUCGCUGCUUCUUUGCUGCCCCGUCUGCUGCUGCUUCUUCCUCCAGCGUUGGAGCAGACGUGCCGUUUGGCGCGGGGGAGUGAGGGAGACGGACGUUGGGGAGCUGAGCAGAGCAGAGCAGAGCGGAGCGGCAUUUCCUGUCGCCCAGCUCUUUUUGGGCCUAUGCCUAAGCAAGGAAUCUUAAUGAAGUUAUUGUGUUAACAGUUUGGGGAGCACUGGUGCUCCCAUUGAUGGUCACGGAUCGCAGCUAAGGCUUGUGGGUUGGAGCGGGAUGGUCUGCGUGAGUGACCAAAAAGCCUAACCCUCUUUAUUGCUCUCAUUCCUCCUCUCAUCGCGUUAGAGAUAAGUGGAGUGCGUGCGUGUGUGUGUGUGCCUGCCUUUGGAGCAUGCAUUUGGCGUUCACCGUUAGCCGGGCGGACAAGUGAAACAGCAAGAGCUGCCCAUUGAACCAAGUGCGCGAGUGGAACAAAGACAAAAGAACAGAAGAAGAACAAGAACAGAAAAGGGAGCCCACUAAGAUGGCGCCAAAAAAAUCAACCAUUGUGCUCAAUGUGGAGCAGUUUAUUCACGACAUCGAGGAGCGUCCGGCCAUCUGGAACCGCAACUUCCACUGCAACAAGGCCUUCCUCGAGCAGAUGUGGGACGAGCUGAGCGGCGCGCACAAGCUGCCGAGUGAGGUUUACGUUCUGGAUGAUGGCGCCGAGGUGGAUCUGGAUCUGGGAAACUAUGAAAGAUUUCUGGAUGUCACCCUGCAUCGGGAUAAUAACAUAACCACGGGCAAGAUUUACAAGCUGGUCAUCGAGAAGGAGCGCACUGGCGAGUACUUGGGCAAAACCGUUCAGGUUGUCCCCCACAUCACGGAUGCCAUCCAGGAAUGGGUGGAGCGUGUGGCCCAGACACCUGUGCAGGGCUCCUCAAAGCCACAGGUGUGCAUUGUGGAAUUGGGAGGAACCAUCGGCGAUAUCGAGGGCAUGCCCUUCGUGGAGGCCUUCCGUCAGUUUCAGUUCCGCGUCAAGAGGGAGAACUUCUGCUUGGCCCAUGUAUCUUUGGUUCCCUUGCCCAAGGCCACCGGUGAGCCAAAGACAAAGCCCACUCAAAGUUCGGUGAGGGAACUCAGAGGUUGCGGCCUAAGUCCCGAUUUGAUUGUCUGCCGUUCGGAGAAACCCAUCGGGCUGGAGGUCAAGGAGAAGAUCAGCAACUUCUGUCACGUGGGUCCGGAUCAGGUUAUAUGCAUCCAUGAUCUGAACUCAAUUUACCAUGUGCCGCUGCUUAUGGAGCAGAACGGCGUGAUUGAGUACCUCAACGAGCGACUGCAGCUUAACAUUGACAUGAGCAAGAGGACCAAAUGUCUCCAGCAAUGGCGUGAUUUGGCCCGUCGCACGGAAACCGUUCGUCGAGAGGUCACCAUUGCCGUGGUGGGCAAGUACACUAAGUUCACGGAUUCGUAUGCCUCCGUGGUGAAGGCCCUUCAACAUGCCGCCCUCGCUGCAAACCGCAAACUGGAACUGGUCUUCAUCGAAUCGUGCCAGUUGGAGGAGGAAACUCUGCAGUCGGAGCCGAGCAAAUACCACAAGGAGUGGCAGAAGCUGUGCGAGAGCGAUGGCAUCCUGGUGCCCGGUGGCUUCGGUUCCCGUGGCAUGGAGGGCAAAAUCCGGGCCUGUCAGUGGGCGAGAGAGAAUCGAAAGCCGUUGCUGGGCAUCUGCCUGGGUCUGCAGGCGGCGGUGAUUGAAUUUGCCCGCAGUAAGCUGGAUCUUAAGGAUGCCAACACCACGGAAAUCGACCCGAACACAGCCAACGCCUUGGUCAUCGACAUGCCGGAGCACCAUACGGGUCAAUUGGGCGGCACUAUGCGUUUGGGCAAACGGACUACGGUCUUCUCUGAAGGUCCUAGUGUCAUCCGUCAGUUGUAUGGUAAUCCCAAGACGGUGGAGGAGCGACAUCGACAUCGUUACGAGGUUAAUCCCAAAUAUGUACCCCGGCUGGAGGAGCAGGGCAUGCGAUUUGUGGGCACCGAUGAGGACAAGACAAGGAUGGAAAUUAUUGAGCUGAGUGGACAUCCGUAUUUCGUGGCCACGCAAUACCAUCCGGAGUACUUGUCGCGACCCUUGAAGCCAUCGCCACCGUUCCUCGGCCUGAUCCUGGCCUCCGUGGAUCGUUUGUCUCAAUAUAUUCAGCGCGGUUGCCGCCUGUCCCCGCGCCAGCUGUCCGAUGCCUCAUCGGAUGAGGAGGAGAGUGUGGUGGGCUUGGCCGGUGCAACGAAAUCGCUCAGAUCCUUGAAGCUCCCCGGCACACCCAAAAAUGGAAUUUCAAAUGGCUGCAAUGGUAGCUCCAGCACGUCCGACGGCGAAGGCGCCUGCGGAGGUGUUGAUCUUACCAACGGCCAUUAAUGAACUUGAGAACGGCAGUGCUCCUGUUGCUGUAUCCUCCCAAGGUUGCGACAACAGGUGCAUUUCUGGAUGUGUAUAGUAGGGUGUUGUCGAUUUAAACAUUUUUAUGUUUUAUUGAAGUGACAUAAAGUAAUCCAAUACAUUUUUCUUUAGUUAGCAUAAGUUAAAUAUAAUUUUAAUUUCGUUUGGGAUAGAAAGUAAUCAAACUAGUAUGAAUAUCAAACUUCAUACUUCGGAUUUUCGUAUAUUUUAUAUUAUUUUCAUAUUAUGUCUCUUAACAAUAAAAAAUUCUACAAGAGAAAUGAACAUUAAUUUGUCGUUGUAGGAGUGCAGUACGUUUUUAGUUAUACGAACUUUGAUUUUAUCGAACAGUUUUUAAAUAUGUUAAUAAUUUACAAAAGUUUUAAACUUUUACAAAAUUAGUUUGAAUUCUCUGAAAUCGACUCACCCUGGUGUCAAUAGCCUCGCUUGUGUCUUCUUGAUCGAAAAUGGAUAUAGUUUAUAAUCUCUCAAACCCAUAACUUAAACUACCAUAAAAUGACUUGCUUCUAUUAAUGUUAAACCACAUUUAAAGCAAACUAAACGAAAUGUAAGCAAUUACCUUAUCUAUAAAUAUUUUUAGAUAAAGAAUGAAAUAAUUAAAUGUA
This is a messenger RNA of Drosophila biarmipes, 3141 nucleotides long. It is a transcript of the gene Ctps, whose product is annotated as CTP synthase. The coding region runs from base 626 to 2494 and encodes 622 amino acids. NCBI's taxonomy places the organism in Eukaryota, Metazoa, Arthropoda, Insecta, Diptera, Drosophilidae. Gene Ontology annotation, biological process: CTP biosynthetic process; pyrimidine nucleobase biosynthetic process; regulation of transcription by RNA polymerase II. The transcript is spliced from 4 exons. The record is from RefSeq and is a predicted model, not a curated record. Gene Ontology annotation, cellular component: cytoophidium; transcription regulator complex; nucleus. Gene Ontology annotation, molecular function: CTP synthase activity; identical protein binding; DNA binding.